This is a messenger RNA of Mollisia scopiformis, 429 nucleotides long. RefSeq lists its product as uncharacterized. The transcript is spliced from 2 exons. The record is from RefSeq and is a predicted model, not a curated record. The annotation marks the transcript as partial. Lineage: Eukaryota; Fungi; Ascomycota; Leotiomycetes; Helotiales; Mollisiaceae.
AUGGAGCCUAUCUUCUGUUGCUCUUCAAUCCGGCCAUAUCGUCCACAAAAGCUUUCCCAUGAAGCCAAAUUCACCGCCUUCAUGGAGCAAGCUACAGCUCUUGCCACCAUUGUUCCAACAACCUUCGACGCCGUUGCCCUCCUCAACAAAGAAACGUCCUACGUCGUCCAAGUCGUCCGCCAAGUUAACUAUGGCGCAGUCGAAUGGAAGAAGCAUUUUGCAUAUACCAAAGUAGACGGAGGCAGCAACUUCCAGGAGGUGUCUGAAAAGGACCUCAUCGACGCAAAUUAUCAGAAGCUCAACUCGUACAAGAACUUCAAAUGCAUUGCCCACAAUCGAUUCUUCGAACUCAAUAUCUAUGAGAAGGAUCCCGUCAAUAGACACCAUUGGCUUGCCAACAUUGCUCGUCCUGCAGGAGACAUCGAUCUU